AAAGCUUUUUUUUCUCACCUGAGCUUGAGGCCAUCAUCCCUUGAAAAAAAAAAAAAACUCAAAAUUAUGGCUAAGGUUUGCCGGAAAAUCUCCCGUGUCACCCUUACUGAUCGGGUUGAACACCGCAUUUCCGGUCUCCGGCGACGCAUUCUCCGCCUUCUCCAGCACUUCUUCCUCUGUUCCGGAGGGAAGCCUUCCAAGUAUCUCAUGCUCCCACAUUUUGCCGAGCCUCCUUCCGCCGGCGGGGUUAUUCAUGACGAAUCGGGGCAGGGCUCGCUAUCUCAAUUUCACACGCCUGAUUCGGACUCCGAUUUGGUUGCUCUCAAGAUCAGCCUCCUGGGGGACUGCCAAAUAGGAAAGACCAGUUUUCUGGUGAAAUACACAGGGAGUGAACAUGAACAGGGAAGCCAGGCGAAGAAGGGAUUGAAUCAGAGGGACAAAACUUUAGUCGUGGAAGGGGCACGUAUAUCGUAUUGUAUCUGGGAAGUAGAAGGUGGUGGAAGGUCACAGGACCAGAUUCCAUUGGCUUGUAAGGACUCCGUGGCAAUCUUGUACAUGUUUGAUCUAACAAGCCGUUGUACGUUAAACAGUGUGAUUGGGUGGUACAAAGAAGCCAGGAAAUGGAAUCAGACUGCAAUUCCAGUGAUGAUAGGAACCAAGUUUGAUGAUUUCAUUCAACUUCCCAUAGAUUUGCAAUGGACCAUCGCCAGUGAGGCAAGAAGAUACGCAAAGGCCAUGAACGCAACACUCUUCUUUUCCAGCGCUGCCUACAACAUCAACGUGAACAAGAUCUUCAAGUUCAUCACAGCCAAACUGUUCGACCUGCCAUGGACACUGGAACGAAAUCUAACUGUUGGUGAGCCCAUCAUAGAUUUCUAGUCUGUACGUACAAAUGUGGUUCAAUCUGUAUGUAUUUUCUGCUCAAGUCGUCAAAGCCAACCGGCCACGAGAAGCCCACGCAUCUCUCUCGCGGCAUUCGAGUUGUUUAGUUUUCCGUGAAGUAGACCAGAAAUAAGGCAAGUUAACCCCAUCAUCACUUUUGUCCAUUACUCAACUUUCACUGCCCGGUUAGGGAAUCAAUCAAAUAAAAUAAAAUCAUCACAGGCUCACACAGUUUUCUUCGCAAAAUCUAAUAUCACCGAGAAACAACUGCUAAUGCAGAAUCUGGACUAACUAAACAUGAAGAAUGGCAAUGUGUGUUUUGGAACUUCAUUGGUCUCAUCAAGUGUCUGAGAGUUUAUCUUCAUGUUAGCAGAAGUUGACAUUUAUGGACCACAAGAAAGCAUCCAUUUACAAAUUCUGUUUCUGAAUGCAUCCGUCCCUGCACAAUCCUUAUUGCAAACAGGCAUAUGGCUCUGCAGAAAUCUUCACUGUAAUAUCCCGCAAAGUCACGAGCAGUGCAAAAAAUUAAAAAUUCUCGACGAUUCAGAGAGGAGAAAAUAUAUGGACCCUGGACAUGGAUAGAUAAAUAUCGGUUGUCUAAGCUAAAAGCGGAGGACAAUCUCUGUGUAAAGGCAAAUAAUUAUUCUGAUCUCAGAUCACUUGAUAUGUACUACUGUUGAGUUGUUAAUGAAGCAACUGGCCAGAAGCUGGCGCCACGAAAGGGUUUUUAAUUUCAAA
Molecule: messenger RNA, 1620 nt
Organism: Neltuma alba
Lineage: Eukaryota; Viridiplantae; Streptophyta; Magnoliopsida; Fabales; Fabaceae
Product: septum-promoting GTP-binding protein 1
Exons: 6
Coding region: 67-879 (270 amino acids)
Molecular function (GO): GTP binding; GTPase activity
Source: RefSeq, a predicted model, not a curated record